Molecule: messenger RNA, 3056 nt
Organism: Balaenoptera acutorostrata (minke whale)
Lineage: Eukaryota; Metazoa; Chordata; Mammalia; Artiodactyla; Balaenopteridae
Gene: XYLT1
Product: xylosyltransferase 1
Exons: 12
Coding region: 192-3056 (954 amino acids)
Biological process (GO): chondroitin sulfate proteoglycan biosynthetic process; heparan sulfate proteoglycan biosynthetic process
Cellular component (GO): membrane
Molecular function (GO): protein xylosyltransferase activity
Source: RefSeq, a predicted model, not a curated record
CCGCGCCGCGGCGGUGAAGGCGGCGGCGGCGGCGGCGGCGGAGGAGGAGCAGCGGCGAGCCGAGGCGGCGGCGGCGGCCCGAGCGGGAGCCUGAGCGGCGGCGGCGGCGGCCGCGGGAGCCGCGGGGAGCGCGGGGGCGGCCCGGAGCGCCCGGGGUCCCCCGCGCCCCGCUUGGUCGCCGCGCUCCGAAGAUGGUGGCGGCGCCGUGCGCUCGGAGGCUGGCCCGGCGCUCGCACUCGGCGCUGCUCGCGGCGCUCACCGUGCUGCUGCUGCAGACGCUGGUCGUGUGGAAUUUCAGCAGCCUCGACUCCGGGGCCGGGGAACGCCGCGGGGGCGCAGCGGUCGGCGGCGCGGAGCAGCCGCCCCCGGCCCCGCGCCGCGAGCGCCGGGACCUGCCCGCCGAGCCGGCUGCAGCCCGAGGAGGAGGCGGCGGAGGCGGAGGAGGACGGGGGCCGCCGUCGCGGGCGCGGGGAGGCGGCCCCGAAGCACCCCGCGCGCAGCAGCCGGCCAGCCGAGGGGCACUGGCCGCGCGGGCGCUGGCCGCACAACCAAGCCCUGUGAUCACCCUGGAGGCCCAGGAUGGCUACUUCUCUCACCGGCCAAAAGAGAAAGUGCGAACAGACAGCAACAAUGAGAACUCUGUGCCCAAGGAUUUUGAGAACGUGGACAACAGCAACUUCGCACCCAGGACUCAAAAGCAAAAGCACCAGCCCGAGUUGACGAAGAAGCCCCCGAGAGGACAGAAGGAGCUUCUGAAGAGGAAGCUGGAGCAGGAGGGGAAGGGGAAGGGGCGUCUGUCCCCCGGGAAAGGUACCAACGAGGCGCUGCCUCCCGGUGAGAGAGCCCCGGUAAACGGCAGCCGAGGGAAGGAUGUCCCCAGACAGCCCCACGCCCGGAAGACUGUGGGCAGCUCCCCCGAGAUCAAGCCCGACCGGCCCCUCAAAUGUGACAUCUCGGGUAAGGAGGCCAUCUCCGCCCUGUCCCGCUCCAAGUCCAAGCACUGCCGCCAGGAGAUCGGGGAGACCUACUGCCGCCACAAGCAUGGGCUGCUGAUGCCCGAGAAGGUCACUCGGUUCUGCCCCCUCGAAGGCAAAGCCAACAAGAACGUUCAGUGGGAUGAAGAUUCGGUGGAGUAUAUGCUGGCCAACCGGGUCAGAAUCGCCUUUGUCCUGGUGGUGCACGGCCGCGCCUCUCGGCAGCUGCAGCGCAUGUUCAAGGCCAUCUACCACAAAGACCACUUCUACUACAUCCACGUGGACAAGCGCUCUAAUUACCUGCAUCGCCAAGUGCUCCAGUUCGCCAGGCAGUACAGCAACGUCCGCGUCACCCCCUGGAGGAUGGCCACCAUCUGGGGCGGAGCCAGCCUGCUGUCCACGUACCUGCAGAGCAUGCGGGACCUCCUGGAGAUGACCGACUGGCCCUGGGACUUCUUCAUCAACCUCAGCGCGGCUGACUACCCCAUCAGGACAAAUGACCAGCUGGUGGCAUUUCUCUCCCGAUACCGAGAUAUGAAUUUCUUGAAGUCACACGGCCGGGACAAUGCAAGGUUCAUCCGGAAACAGGGCCUGGACCGGCUCUUUCUGGAGUGUGAUGCCCACAUGUGGCGCCUGGGGGACCGGCGGAUCCCAGAGGGCAUUGCCGUGGAUGGCGGCUCAGAUUGGUUCCUGCUAAACCGGAAGUUUGUUGAGUAUGUGACGUUCUCCACAGACGAUCUGGUGACCAAAAUGAAGCAAUUCUACUCCUACACCCUGCUUCCUGCAGAGUCCUUCUUCCACACGGUCCUGGAGAACAGUCCCCACUGCGACACCAUGGUAGACAACAACCUGCGCAUCACCAACUGGAACCGCAAGCUGGGCUGCAAGUGCCAGUACAAGCACAUCGUGGACUGGUGCGGCUGCUCCCCGAACGACUUCAAGCCGCAGGACUUCCACCGCUUCCAGCAGACAGCCCGGCCCACCUUCUUUGCCCGCAAGUUCGAAGCCGUGGUGAAUCAGGAAAUCAUUGGGCAGCUGGACUAUUACCUGUAUGGGAACUACCCCGCGGGCACCCCGGGCCUCCGCUCUUACUGGGAGAAUGUCUACGAUGAGCCUGACGGCAUCCACAGCCUGAGCGACGUGACGCUGACCUUGUAUCAUUCCUUCUCCCGCCUGGGCCUCCGCCGGGCGGAGCUGUUGCUGCACGACGCCGGGGAGAACAGCUGCAGGUACUAUCCAAUGGGCCACCCAGCCUCUGUCCACCUCUACUUCCUUGCUGACCGUUUCCAGGGCUUUCUGAUCAAGCAUCAUGCUACCAAUCUGGCCGUGAGCAAACUCGAGACCCUGGAGACAUGGGUGAUGCCAAAGAAAGUCUUCAAGAUCGCCAGCCCACCCAGCGACUUUGGGAGGCUUCAGUUUUCUGAGGUCGGCACUGACUGGGAUGCCAAGGAGCGGCUCUUUCGCAACUUUGGGGGUCUCCUGGGGCCCAUGGACGAGCCAGUCGGCAUGCAGAAAUGGGGGAAGGGCCCCAACGUGACUGUGACUGUCGUCUGGGUGGAUCCCGUCAACAUCAUCGCAGCCACCUACGACAUCCUGAUUGAGUCCACUGCCGAAUUCACCCACUACAAGCCCCCUUUGAACUUGCCCCUGAGGCCUGGGGUCUGGACAGUGAAAAUUCUCCACCACUGGGUGCCAGUCGCAGAAACCAAAUUCCUCGUCGCGCCUCUGACCUUCUCAAACAGGCAGCCCAUCAAACCGGAGGAGGCAUUGAGGCUGCACAACGGGCCCCCCCGCAGCGCCUACAUGGAGCAGAGCUUCCAGAGCCUGAACCCCGUCCUCAGCCUGCCCAUCAGCCCCGCCCAGGUGGAGGAGGCUCGGAGGAACGCCGCGUCCGCCGGCGCCGCCCUGGAGCGCUGGCUGGACUCGCUGGUGGGUGGGAUGUGGACCGCCAUGGACAUCUGUGCCACAGGCCCCACUGUCUGCCCCGUCAUGCAGACCUGCAGCCAGACGGCCUGGAGCUCCUUCAGCCCUGACCCCAAGUCAGAGCUGGGCGCCGUCAAACCCGACGGCCGGCUCAGGUAG